UGUGAAGAAUUCCAGCUGCCAAAUCAAAUUGGCCGCUCUCGCGUCUCAGAAGAUCGGCAGUAACGACAGUCGCUAAGAAAACAACAGAAUAUCUUAUACAACACAAAAAGCGACAGAAACUCGAGCGUUGUGCGGGUGUGUACAUUUACUGUGACGAUGCAACGUGUGCGUUAUGUCUCUUCUUUACCGAUUCGCUCGUUUUCGACAUUCGGUCGUCUGAAGAGUAGUAGAGCGCAGAUUAUUGACGGAAAGAAAGUCGCAAGUUCUGUGCGGCAGAUUUUGGCGGAGGGCGUAGAGCGUGAGAAGUCUCGGAACAGUGCUUUUCUACCGUUUCUAGCAAUAGUUCAGGUUGGUAAUCGUGAGGAUUCCAAUGUGUAUGUUAGAAACAAGAUUAGAGCUGCUGAACAGAUUGGUAUGAAAGCCGAGCACAUUCGCUUGCCGAAUACUGCAAGUCAGUCAGAUGUCGUGAACCAAAUUGAAGAUCUCAAUCAAAACCCUGCAAUCCAUGGCAUGCUGUUGCAGUUGCCACUUGACACAACAUCUCCCAUUGACUCUGGACUUUGCACGCAGGCAAUUCAUCCAGCAAAGGAUGUUGACGGAUUGCACACAGACAAUGCUGGCAAGCUUGCUCAUGGAGAGCUACAACGAUGCAUUAUUCCCUGCACACCGCGUGGCUGCCUUGAAUUGAUCAAAAGCACAGGUGUUGAAGUUACUGGGAAACGUGCUGUUGUUAUUGGCCGCAGUAAAAUAGUUGGGUCUCCAAUGAGCAGUCUGUUAUUGUGGAAUCACGCAACUGUCACUACUUGCCAUUCAAAAACCAAAGAUCUUGCAGGAGUGUGUUCAGAAGCAGAUAUUCUCAUUGCUGCUGUUGGAAAGGCACAGCUUGUUAAGGCUGGUUGGGUUAAACCCGGAGCCGUUGUUAUUGAUUGUGGAAUCAAUGCAGUAGAUGGUCGCCUGAUUGGUGAUGUUGACUUUGAGAGUGUUAAGGAAGUUGCAUCCUGGAUUACUCCAGUACCCGGAGGAGUCGGUCCAAUGACAGUAGCGAUGCUUCUACAGAAUACAUUUGAAAGUGCUAAACGGUUUCAAGCAUCUAAUUCCGGUUAGGUUGCAUUUGCAAGUGAUUUUUGUACAAAUAUAUGAAAGACACA
Messenger RNA from Corticium candelabrum, 1148 nucleotides. RefSeq names its product C-1-tetrahydrofolate synthase, cytoplasmic-like. The transcript has 11 exons. Gene Ontology annotation, molecular function: methylenetetrahydrofolate dehydrogenase (NADP+) activity; methenyltetrahydrofolate cyclohydrolase activity. Gene Ontology annotation, cellular component: cytosol. The coding region runs from base 157 to 1104 and encodes 315 amino acids. NCBI's taxonomy places the organism in Eukaryota, Metazoa, Porifera, Homoscleromorpha, Homosclerophorida, Plakinidae. The record is from RefSeq and is a predicted model, not a curated record. Gene Ontology annotation, biological process: tetrahydrofolate interconversion.